AUGGAGCCGCCCCCGCCCUCCCGCCCGCCUCCUCCGUCGCCGCCCCCACCGCCUCCCCCGUCGCCUCCCUCGCGGCCCCGCCCCAAUCCCCGCCCGGCGACCGCGGUGGAGCACCCGCCCCUCCCGAGCGGUGCGGAGGGGGCCGCGAUGGUUAACGCCACCCACGUCGGGCGCGAAGCGGCGGCGUGCUGCCUCCAGCCGCAGCCCACCACCGUCCCGGCCCCGCCCAUCGCCCCGGCCGCCCCGCCGCCCACCACCAAGGGCCGUCGGAAGACGGCAGCGCUUGGGCCGAAGAAGCCUGCAAGCGCCAAGCCCGCCGUCAAGAAGACCAUCUCGCAGAAGAAGGCCACGCCGGCGCCCACAAUUGCCGACCCUCUACCCGUCGUGCACGAGGUGCUCGAUGUAAUGCCCACAACGACGACGUCGUUCAUGGGGCUUCUCCAAGAUGCGGGUUUGAGGGUUUGA
Molecule: messenger RNA, 465 nt
Organism: Lolium perenne
Lineage: Eukaryota; Viridiplantae; Streptophyta; Magnoliopsida; Poales; Poaceae
Source: RefSeq, a predicted model, not a curated record